CGGAUCCAAAAUGGCGGUCGGUGGAAUGAGUUUGGGGAAUUUUGGUGUUUUAAUUUGUUUUUUCGUUGUCUUCUGUGACUAUUUAGUGUCAGCAGGGAUUUGGUCUUGGUUUUCAUCGACAAGUACAACCAAAAAAAUCACGGACUUUCAGUAUGAGUUCGUGACAUGUGGCUCAGUCCUCAAGCUCCUCAACACACGAUCGGCCGUUCGACUCCAUUCCCACGAUGUGAAAUAUGGGUCGGGCAGCGGGCAACAGUCGGUGACGGGCGUCGAUGAAACGGAUGACCAUAAUAGCUAUUGGCAAGUCAAAGGCAAAAUGGGAAAGGAUUGUGUUAGAGGAACUCCUAUAAAAUGCGGCGAGACCAUCCGGCUGAUGCACAUUCAAACAAAACGCAACCUACACAGUCAUCAUUUUAGCUCGCCGCUGUCACAUAAUCAAGAAGUCAGCGCCUUUGGCGAAGGGGGAAAUGGCGAUGAAGGUGACCAUUGGAUGAUCCAGUGUUCAGGGAGUUACUGGAGCCGAGAGGACAGAGUGAGAUUAAAACAUGCUGUGACAGCAAAAUACCUACACGUCACUGGCGACAGUUACGGACGUCCAAUUUACGGUCAGCGCGAGAUCAGCGCAUACCAGUCAGCAACAGAGAGUAACUAUUGGCAAGCAAUGGAGGGAAUUUUCGUGAAACCGACUGAGAAUAAUGCAUGGGCUGGUACCGGUGGUCCAUCCAGUUCAUACGUCCAUGAUGAAUUCUAGACAUUUUGACAUUCCAGAAAUGAUUUUACUUCGGAUUUUAUUAACCUUUCUGUCAAGCUGGAUUUGUUGACAGGCUGUUGUGGACUCCUUACACUUACGGUUGAACAUUCAACACAUUGAAUGUCACGAACUAGACCAGUAUGCCGGGGUAGCAAACAGGCAGAGGAGUCGAUGUCAGCCCAAUUAAUCGUCCUGGUUGAAUUGCAAUUACUUUGUUCUAUUGGGUACCUCCCACUGAAAAGAACGUGGUGAAACCAGUCCACACAUCGAUGUCCGUCACAGUCCAAACAAUAUCAAGAUGUUUGGGAGCUGGGGUUACGGCCAUUUUUUUUCAAAACCUCAUAAAAAAUAUCAGUCUGUAUCAAUGUCUCUGUGUUCAGAUAAGGGAAAGGGGUCAAAUCUAAUCCAAACCCUUUUGAUUUUUGAUGCAUUUCAAUGUUUAUGGACCCUCGCUUAGAAAGCCCAUAGCAAAGAACUGGGGACAAUGACUGAUGUUGCCCAGUUUCGUCAUGUCCGUGGGCAAUAUCAUUAUUGAUUAACCCUCGUAGGUUGGAAGGGCGCAGUGAAGUUUCAAAAAUUGCGACUUCUUAAAACAGAUGUGUGUUUUCGAUUUUGUAAGUCGGUAUUUAUAAAAGAAUAAAAAAGGACAUUUUCUA
Messenger RNA from Lineus longissimus, 1407 nucleotides. RefSeq names its product stromal cell-derived factor 2-like. The coding region runs from base 11 to 751 and encodes 246 amino acids. The transcript has 6 exons. Lineage: Eukaryota; Metazoa; Nemertea; Pilidiophora; Heteronemertea; Lineidae. The record is from RefSeq and is a predicted model, not a curated record.